UAGUUCCUAUGGUUGUCCCGCUGGGUCACGUGGCUAGGGAAGGUCCUCCCGGAGGUGGAGGGGAGGGGAAAGGGGCGGGAGGAGGAGGCGGGGGAAAAAACUCUCGACCAAGAUUACGACAACGGCGAUGAAGGGAGUUGUCAUGGUGCCUUGGGGUCUGGUUCGCGCAUGCGCCAUCUGACAGCCUCUGUUUGGUCCUGGAGUAGCGACCCCUGCCCCAGGGUUGUCCAGAUGGAAAGAGUGUUGAUGAAUCUGCUUCCCGCACAGUGAGAGUAUGGAGAGAAAAGACCCAGCCAGGAGCAGCCCGAGAAGGCUAUUGGCUAAACUUGGCAAAGUAAUGGAGAGGAAACAAAUGGCUCAUCACUUCAGCAUGGCAGCUGCCGAGUCAGAUAAGGACUCUGGAUUUUCAGAUGGAAGCUCAGAGUGCUUAAGCUCUGCAGAGCAAAUGGACUCGGAGGAUAUGCUGAACACCUUGGGCUGGCAUGGAGAAGAUGGGCCCCGACAGAACUCCACAACAGCAAGUAAUUCCUUUCCAGCUCUGUCUUCCAUGGUUGUCAUGAAGAAUGUGUUGGUCAAACAGGGCAGAAAUUCAUCCCAUCUCCAGUCUUGGACUGUCCAGCCCUCUUUUGAAGUGAUUCCAGCUCAGCCACAGCUAGUAUUCCUUCAUCCAUCUGUGCCACCUCCUGUUAGUCCAUACCCUGCUGGCGAGAAGAAAAAUGACUCCAGAAACUACUUGCCUAUUCUAAACUCUUACACCAAAAUAGCUCCACAUCCAGGCAAGAGGGGCCUUGCCCUCAACCCAGAGGAAAGAGGAGAAACCGGUAUGCAGAAACGAGUCUGUACAGAGAGACACAGGACAAGUUUGUCUUCCAUUGGGCCAACCAAGACUAAUAUUUUGCCAUCUAAUCCUUCUACUCCAGUACCACCCAACACAAACCUUGCUCAGGACUCAACUCAGCAGAGUUUGUCAUCUUUGGUGGUGAGUAGAAGUCUACAGACUGUUCCUGGUAGUCCAGCAGUGUCUAGUAGCCAUACAGCUAAAGUUCCAAAUUUGACCUUUGCCUCCCCCGCUAGCCCCCUUGGCUCAUCUGAUAGCACUUUGCAUGGGUUAGAGAGUCCCAUGCCACUUUCGGCACUAUCAGCUCCUUAUGGCCCACCUGGAGCAGGAGACCAGCUCUGCCACCCUCCAGAAACCUUCCCUGAGCAGCGGCAGAGCAAGCACAGGCGCUUCCGGAACACCCUGGUGAUCUUGCACAAGUCUGGGUUGUUGGAGAUCACUUUGAAAACCAAGGAGUUGAUUCGUCAAAACCAGGCAACUCAGGUUGAACUGGAUCGGCUGAAAGAGCAAACCCAGCUCUUGAUGGAGGCCACAAAGGGCAAUGCCCCUCAGGCUUGGGCCAAAUUACAAGCAUCUUUAACAUCUGUGUCCAGUCCAACUGGAAGUCACUUUGAGGCGUUAUCCGCUUAUACAAACAUAUAACAUAAGAGGCAUAUUUUGCCUUCAUUUGAGUGAUUUUAGUGCUUCUUAAUGAUAUUUGCUUCUGUCCUCCAAAGCUUCUAGAGAAGCUUUAUUUUUGUUUUAAAGUUGAAGAACAUGCUUAAAGGCUCACUCAUGAGAGCACCUGCAAUUAACUGGCUCUCGUUGCUAACCUGUACACUGUGCCCAUGUUAUGUCAUACUUCAACAGGAACCUCAGGUUGGAGCUGUCCCUGGACCCUGCAUGAAUCAGGUGGUAGGAAUAAGAGACAUGAGCUCUCCUAGCAAUUACCUGCUCAUCAUUCCACUCAUUAAGCAGGUUUACAGAUGCAUAGGAAUGGAGAAGCACACAUGCGCCCAUACGCACGCGCGCGCGCGCACACACACACACACAGUGGGUCCUGUGGCAUCUGUAGGACUGGAGAGUAGGGAACCCAAAGGGUUCUAAUGGAUCUUUGCUUACUUGUCUUAGUCACAUCUAAAAACAAGUGGAGGUGUGUCUGCAUUAUAGCUGCCUUCCACAGAUAGAAUGCUAUUUGGUCCAAACCUGAAAUUCCUUUGGUGCAAGUUUGGCAUAAUGUGCAACGCAGCCUAAUCACUUAAGAUUUAAUUUCCUUAAACUGGAGAAUUGAGGUGAAAGUGUAAUAGCAUUAGACUGACAUUAACUACAGAUUUUUCCAUGCAAGCCAGACUGCUCUACAUCAGAGCAUUAUACCUGAGCAAAAUAAUUUAAGAUUUCUGAAGUAUUUAGUGGAUUACAUAACAUCUAGAAUCCUGUAAUAAGAACCUGGCAGUGUUGUUUUUUGAUGAAUUGAUUCUCCAGGCUACCAAGCCUGGAGAAAGUUACCAAGAACUUGUACCCUUUUGUUUGUAUCUAUCUAGUUCAGGUGGCUCUGCUUUUAUUCCUCUUCAGCUGUGAGAUAACUGGACCUGUAUCAAGUCUAAAAAUUCUUAUGUCAAUUCGAAGGGAUCCCCAAAGUGAAGUUUACCCUGCACUUCCCUCACUCCCCUGAAGGUCUGAGGGAAAUUAAGGAGAGACCUUUUAGAGAGCACACUUGAAUUCAGUAAAAUUCUCCUCAGAUUUUGAGCUUCUCUUCAGGCUUAUCACUUUCCCUUCAAAUCCUCAAAACUUGCAUCAGCUUCCAAUAUUAGAGAGGGACUGAUGAUAUCAUACCAUCUUCCAUCAUCUGUUUGAGAUUGCUGAAUCUUCCCUAGAGACUUAGGUCGCUGAUCUAAGUUCAUGUGGAAAGGAAGAAUAUGAUCAGAAUUCCUAGUCUUGAAAGUAUGAUGCUUUUCUGUUGGAGUAGAAAGGUAAAACAAGUUUUUAGGUGAUAAAGUCUUAGGCCCAGAAAACUUUUUAAUCCUUUGAUUUAAAUAUCUCAUUAUCUUGAGUUCCAUCUCUGUGUGUAAGAAAUAAUUUUCAUUAUGCGGAUAAGAGAAAAAUUCUCAGAGACUUCAGCUUUUUAUCUUAUAGGAAUGCCUCUAACAUAAUAGAAAAUUUCACACUUGGGUCACAGAAAAAGGAUUUAGACCUUCCCCCCACCUUCCUUUUUGGUAUUCAGAAGUUAGGAUUUUGAAACAGUUGAUUUCAAAAGAAUUGUACAACAUAGACAUUAAAAAUUCUUAUUACACUUAUGUAGAUUCACCUCUAAUCAGUGCAGAAUUUUUAUCUGCCUUGUGUUUUCUGGAGGAAGUUAAAUCAAGAACAAGUUAUGGCAUUGAACAAGGUCUCUUGUCCUUUGAAGAUCUUCUCCUGGCCCAACUUGCUUACUUCCUCUGAAUCUGUUUGCAUGGUACUAGAGCAGUGGCACACUGUGCGCCCUGCUAAGAAACUUCCUUUUGGCAGAUAAAUUUGGCAUAGAAGCUAUAGAGCCAGGUGCAUUCCGGAACAGCCUGGACACCACUUAUGAGCCUUACUGUUUGGCAAAACUGAAAACACUUACUGGGAACCAAAUUUAUUUCAUCAGAAAAAUCUGCUGUGGAGCUGUAAGCUUCUUGUAUUCUUCCCAGAUUAAGGUUUGCAUUUUGCUUAGUAUCACAGCAAAAGAUGAUGAAACCUGUCAUUGAUCCUUACUACUAAAUGGAAAUAAGAAACAGAUAUGACUCAGGAUUAUCUUUCUGUUCUAGAUGUCUCAGCUGGAAGCCUUGUUAAGAUUUUGUACAACAUAGGUUUUUCUCUCUUUAACCUAUAAGUAGCUAGGUCUGAGUAGAGAAUCUAGGCUUGGGAAGGUGGAGGGACAUGCAUUGAGGCCAGCAAAGUGGAACAGAAGCCAGAUCUGCGUGUGACAAAACAACUCUUGGGCUGAUCAGGAAGAUAUCUGCUCCAUUGGUUGGACAAGGCUGUAAGUAGCAUUGGUCUUACAGAUGCAUAGUUGGGUCUAAUAUAUGAAACAGCAAAUAUUUUCUGUGAGUGAUUAAGUCAAACGUGGCAUAGAUCUUAUCUACAAGGUGCCCUAGAUGUAUUUUCAGCCCAUAGAAUUUUAGGUGUUACUAUGAACAAUAUGGAAAUGCCUCUAGAAAAAACAUGGUGUUGGAUUAAAUUGGUUGUGGAAAUGGAGUCAACGAGGUUUGUAAUUGAUAACAUUUUUGUUGCUUUUUUCCCUAAUUGUAGUAUUGACAUAUGACUCUCCUCCCCCUCCCAAUUUCAUACUACCUGUAGCUAGGAUAUAACUGUUGUGCAUACAUUAAUAUGCAUAUCUAGCUGUGAAUUCUGUAGGGUAGAAAUGUCUUUUGGGGGAAGGAUGCAAUUUUGCAUAAAUUGACUUGACUGUGAAAUUUGAAAGAGAAAUAAAAGUCACCUACUUG
Molecule: messenger RNA, 4281 nt
Organism: Trichosurus vulpecula (common brushtail)
Lineage: Eukaryota; Metazoa; Chordata; Mammalia; Diprotodontia; Phalangeridae
Gene: CIPC
Product: CLOCK interacting pacemaker
Exons: 4
Coding region: 275-1480 (401 amino acids)
Biological process (GO): negative regulation of circadian rhythm; negative regulation of DNA-templated transcription
Cellular component (GO): nucleus
Source: RefSeq, a predicted model, not a curated record